AUGCCCGGAUGGACGAGUCCUUGCAGGGCAUGGCGGCCACGCUGCUUGCAGUUGCCUGCGUAUGGCCGCCGGACAUUCACGGCCACUACAGUGUCUCAUCGUGAGGCGCCUCCACUACCGCUUGAAGGCUAUCGUGUGCUGGACAUGACCCGAGUACUUGCAGGGCCUUAUUGCACGCAGAUACUAGGCGAUCUGGGAGCAGAGGUCAUCAAGGUGGAGCACCCCGUGACCGGCGACGAUACCAGAGCAUGGGGGCCGCCAUUUGCCAAGUACGAGACGGGGUCCAGCCAGGAAGGACCAGGCGAGUCGGCAUAUUUCUUGGGUGUGAAUCGCAACAAGAAGUCUAUUGGACUCAACUUCCAGCGGAAGGAAGGGGUCGAGAUCCUCCACAAGCUGGCAGCCGAAUGCGACAUUCUCGUGGAGAAUUACAAACCCAACGCUCUCAAGAAAUACUCCAUGGAUUAUGAGACCCUGCGCAAGAUCAAUCCCAGGCUCAUAUACACAUCCAUCACUGGCUACGGGCAGACGGGGCCAUACUCGGAGCGCGCUGGCUACGAUGUCAUGGUCGAAGCGGAAUUUGGACUGAUGCACAUUACAGGCGAGAGAGACGGACCGCCUGUCAAGGUCGGUGUGGCCGUCACAGACUUGACGACUGGGCUGUAUGCCAGUAACAGCAUCAUGGCCGCGCUUCUGCAGAGGGGGCGCACUGGCAAAGGUCAGCAUAUCGACAUGGCGCUCAGCGACUGCCAGACCGCGACACUGGCGAACAUUGCUAGCAGCUGCCUUGUCACAGGCAAGAAGGACAGCGGGCGUUGGGGCACCGCACAUCGCAAGUCCCUUCACCCCCAGUCGAUUCCUUCCAUCGUCCCAUAUCGAGCGUUCAAAACCAAGGAUGGCGAUAUCCUCUUCGGCGGUGGCAACGACCGUCUUUUCCGCAUCAUGUGCGAUGGCUUGGGCAAGCCAGAGUGGAAAGAAGCGCCAGCUUAUCUCACCAAUGCCGCUCGUGUCGCUAACCGCGUCGAGCUCGAACAAAAGAUCGAGGCUAUCACUGUGGAGAAGACCACGGACGAGUGGUUGCACGUCUUCGAAGGAAAGGGCAUGCCUUACGCGCCGAUCAACGAUGUGCAGACGGCUCUCGAGCACAGUCACACCAAGGCGCGGAACAUGGUCGUCGAGGUGCAGCACGAUAGCUGUGGGCAGAUGUCGUUGGUGAACACGCCGAUAAAAAUGUCGGGUUGCGCGCCAGGCGUUCGGACGCCGCCACCUAGUUUGGGACAGCACACCGAUCAGGUCCUUGAGAAUCUCGGCUUGAGUAAGGAUGAUAUCGCUUCGUUGCGCCAGGGAAAGAUAGUUCGAUGA
Messenger RNA from Emericellopsis atlantica, 1359 nucleotides. RefSeq names its product CoA-transferase family III domain-containing protein. Bases 1 to 1359 code for a protein of 452 amino acids. Gene Ontology annotation, molecular function: catalytic activity. The transcript has 5 exons. NCBI's taxonomy places the organism in Eukaryota, Fungi, Ascomycota, Sordariomycetes, Hypocreales, Bionectriaceae. The record is from RefSeq and is a predicted model, not a curated record.